Molecule: messenger RNA, 1586 nt
Organism: Brassica rapa (field mustard)
Lineage: Eukaryota; Viridiplantae; Streptophyta; Magnoliopsida; Brassicales; Brassicaceae
Product: glycosyltransferase BC10
Cellular component (GO): membrane
Molecular function (GO): glycosyltransferase activity
Source: RefSeq, a predicted model, not a curated record
ACGUGACUCCCGUCUACCAUCAUCUCCUGUCUUCUUCUUCUUAUCUCUCAAAUUCCAAAAAUGUACUAACGCCAAUUUUUUACAGUUUCGAUCUCUCCUUCUGACUUCAAAACCCUAAAAACGAUGUUGAUCGGUGGGCGACGGUGGAGUUUCUGAUCGCAAAUCUUCCUCCGUGAGGUACAAUACAAUGACGAGGAAACCGGCGUCGCGUCGCGGCGUCGUGUGGCUCGGGUGGAAGCUCGUUAUCGCUUUCUCCGUCUGCCUAUGCCUUCUCGCUCUCCUCAGGAUCCAGUUACAGUACCGUUCCGUCGCGACAUUGACGCCGCCGCUCUCCGUCGCGGGAAAUGAGAUCGCGCUCCGUGAUUACUACUCCGGCGACCGUCCGAAGGUGGCUUUCCUUUUCUUAGCUCGGCGUGAUCUCCCGCUUGAUUUUCUGUGGGAUAGUUUCUUCAAGGGUGUUGAUCAGGCGAAUUACUCUGUUUAUGUACAUUCGGUACCUGGUUUUGUGUUCAAUGAGGAAACCACGAGAUCAGAGUAUUUCUAUAAUCGACAGUUGAACAAUAGCAUCAAGGUAAUAUGGGGAGAAUCCAGCAUGAUUGCAGCUGAGAGAUUGCUGUUUGCUUCUGCUUUAGAGGAUCACUCAAAUCAAAGAUUUGUUCUUCUCUCUGACAGAUGUGCUCCGUUAUAUGACUUUGGCUAUAUAUACAGAUAUAUUAUCUCGUCACCGAGGAGUUUUGUGGAUAGUUUUCUUCAUACUAAAGAGACACGGUACAGUGUGAAUAUGUCUUCUGUCAUACCUGAAGAGAAAUGGCGUAAAGGUUCCCAGUGGAUAUCUGUGAUCAGAAGUCAUGCAGAGGUCAUUGUUAAUGAUGGUAUCGUAUUCCCAGUUUUUAAGAAAUUUUGCAAGAGAGCUCCACCUUUAGGUUCUCAAGAGGCAUGGUUGUUUUUUAGACAGAACCGGCGCAACUGCAUCCCUGAUGAACACUAUGUGCAAACAUUGCUUACGAUGCGUGGACUAGAGAGUGAAAUGGAACGAAGAACACUGACAUAUACUGUAUGGAACGUUUCGGGUUCAAAGUAUGAAACCCAAACUUGGCAUCCCGUCACUUUCACAUUUGAGAACUCUGGCCCUGGCCAAAUAAAGGAAAUAAAGAAAAUAGACCAUGUCUAUUACGAGACUGAAUCACGAACAGAAUGGUGCAAGGCAGACUCAAAACCCGUCCCAUGCUUUCUCUUUGCAAGGAAAUUCACUGAAGGAGCCGCAAUGCGCCUUGUGAGGGAAGGACUUAUAGGAUCGUCUAAAAACAUAACUUUAUAAGUGAUAUAUUUAACUCAGGAACAGUGUAAGCAAAGUGUUUUAGGUGACAAACUGAGAAAGGGGUGCGUAUCUUCUAGGUCAAGCAACAGAGAGUUCACAUAGAUUAGGUAAUAGCAUUGAUAACAUCACUCAUGAGGUCAAGCAACUACUUUCGAAUUUUGUUUGGUAAACAUUUUCUAUUAAUAUGUCUGAAGAAACGGGCUUUGAUUAAUAUUAUGUCUUACAACAUAUCAUUUCACCAAUAAUAAAACAGCAGUUUUUAUUUGUU